Danio rerio (zebrafish) is the source of this 13303-nucleotide messenger RNA. The record is from RefSeq and is a predicted model, not a curated record. NCBI's taxonomy places the organism in Eukaryota, Metazoa, Chordata, Actinopteri, Cypriniformes, Danionidae.
GGGAGAGCAGCGAUGAGACGCUCUAACUCACAUUCAAGUUAAAGCGAUUGCAUUUCUGAGCAUUUUGGAUUAACACGGGCUUUUAAGUGAAUAUGGGUCCUAUUAGGAUCCUUCUUCUAACCAUUUUAAUUGGAUAUAGCACAAUCUCGCCCGGAGCUGAAGGAGCGUGUGUCCAUCAAGGCUCAUUGUUUGCGAAUAAUACAUCAUGGAAACCAGACACCUGUCAAGACUGCAUCUGCUACAAUGAUAUUGUCAUCUGCAAACCAACGCGCUGCCGAAAUCCCCAGUGUGACUUUCCGAGGGGUGAGCGUUUAAGAAUCCCACCUAACAAGUGUUGUCCUGAAUGCUUUGCGCCGUCGCCCGGCAUCUGUCACCAUGAAGGACUGGUUUAUGGGCAUGAUAGUCAAUGGAGUAACUCCAAAUGUUCAGUGUGCACAUGUGCUCAUGGGAAGGUGACCUGUGGGCCACGCGCCUGUCCUCCUCUCAGCUGUGGGAAAGACCAGAGUCCUUUUAUCCCAGAUGGAAACUGCUGUCCAGUUUGUGCUCAUAAUGGAGUCUCUUGCUCCUGGGAAGGCCGUGAGUACAGAGAUGGGUUGGAGUGGACGUCAAGCCCCUGUACAAAGUGCAGGUGCAGAAACGGACACACUGAAUGCCUGGUGGCUGAGUGUCAGCCGGUUACAUGCAAAGUGAAUGAGAACCUGGUGGUCCAUCCAGGACAGUGCUGUCCACAGUGUGAGCCAAAUCCCUGUAUGGAGGCUGGGAAUGAGUACAAGCAUGGCGAGCAGUGGCAGAGGAGCAGCUGUACAACCUGUGUGUGUGAUCGUGGUCAUUCUCGCUGUCAAACUGAGAAGUGUCCUCCUCUCCAUUGCGAUAAGGGUCAGACGAAGGUCAAGCGAGCCGACCAGUGCUGUGAAGACUGUGCCACAUCUAAAGGCAGCUGCCUCUAUGAGGGCAUUGUUCGUUACCAUGGCGACAUGUGGAACGGCACAGGCUGUGAGUUCUGCAUGUGUGAACGGGGUCAGGUGCUGUGCCAACGGGUCGAGUGCUCCAGAUCAGAGUGCCCACGGGGAGAAAAACUGGUCCAUUUGCCUGGAAAGUGCUGCCCAGAGUGUAAGACGACAACCAGUUCCUGUACAUAUUCACAGCCAGACCAAAAGGGGCAGAAAGCCAUCAAGAGUUUUAGACGUCUCUCUAAUCUAGAGAUUGUCAGAGAAGGGUUGUGUCGAGAGUGCCAGUGUCAAGAGGGUCACGUGACCUGCUACCAGCACUCCUGUCCCACCUGUCCACUGGGAACACUAACUAUACCUCACCGGGAGCAGUGCUGUCCCGACUGCAAUCCAGAAGUAAAGUGCCACGAGGACUGUCUGACAUGCUCUGGCACACCGGAUCACUGUGCCAGCUGUCGAGACCCUUCUGCCCUGCUAAUGAACGGACGCUGUCUGCAGGCCUGUCCUCAAGGCUUUUUCGCUCAGGGCAAGGUUUGUGCAGCCUGCCAGCCGUCAUGUGCCACCUGUGAGAAUGACUUUGAAUGCACAGCGUGCGGUGGGUCGUUUCUGCUCAGUGGCAGGCAGUGUGUGGCCACCUGUGAGAGAGGUCUGUUUCAGGCCCACACACACUGCCUCAGUUGCCAUGACUUAUGCUCAUCGUGUCAGGGGGCGGGGCCUCAGGAUUGUUUGACAUGCUCAGACUCCUCCCACUUACUGAAGGAUGGAUACUGUGUUUCAGACUGCGGCCCAGGCUUUUACACAAGUCAAGGCAACUGUUACGCUUGUGACCCUUCCUGUGCAACCUGCCAACCUGACAGCCCCAGCUGUAUGAGCUGCCCUGCAGAACAUGCACUGCAUCAAGGGAAAUGUGCACCACAAUGUCCAGCGCAGUAUUACAAGGAUGACCACGGCCGAUGCCAAGCUUGCCACAGUUCGUGUGCGUCCUGCUCGGGGCCUGCUGUGUCUCACUGCACCUCCUGCUCAAAGGCUCUGAUCUUGAACCAGGGCCAGUGUGUGGAGUCCUGUGGAGAGGGCCUGUUCUCCAGAGCGGGACACUGUCACAGUUGUCAUUCGUCCUGUAGGGUCUGUGUGGGUCCAGACUCCUCAGACUGCACACAGUGUGUCAAAAUGGAAGAGGUGCUGCAGCCUCAAAAUGGACAUGUCUCUCACGGGUCCUGCAUGUCCGCCUGCAGGCCACAGCAUUACCUUGAAACAGAUCGGACCUGCAGAGAAUGCCACAGCUCAUGUUCAGGCUGCAUUGGUGGAAGUUUUCAGAACUGUACCUCCUGUUUGCGACCCGGUGUCCUUCAUCAAGGGCAGUGCCUCAGCAAAUGUCCCAAUGGCUUCUUCCACAUUCAGGACCUCACUUGUCAAGCUUGUCAUCCAUCAUGUAAGGAGUGCACUGGCACAUCUCAGGCCGACUGUUCUGCCUGUCCCGCUCAUGCCAGUCUUCAUAACGGUUACUGCCGAACCAGCUGCCCCGAGGGCCAGUACCUCAAUUCUGUGGGUUUCUGCGAUGAGUGCGAGGAGGGAUGCCAGCGCUGUGUCGCAGACCUGCAGUCUGGCUCUGGCACUGUGUGUUUGUGGUGUAAAGUUCCCAGAAUGCUUCUGCUGGGCAAUCACUGUGUUCCCGAGUGCCCACACAAACACUACCGCUGGCAUGGAGCCUGCAAAAAAUGUCACUCUUCCUGUGAGGAGUGCAGUGCUGAUGGUCCUCUUUCUUGUACCUCUUGUUUGGCCCCUGAAGUUUUGGCCCCAUCAGGACUCUGUAGUCCACGCUGUCCGACUGGAUAUUAUGCUGAUGAAAACCGAGUUUGCCAAAAGUGUGAUUCUCAGUGUCUGAGCUGUGAGAUGGCAGGCGUGUGCUCGUCCUGUAGAGAUCCAGCUAAAGUGCUUCUGUUUGGGGAGUGUCAGUAUGAGAGCUGUGCUCAUCAGUAUUACCUCAACACCAGCACACGCACAUGCAGAGAAUGCGACUGGAGCUGUAAUGCGUGCCGUGGACCUCUGCGCAGUGACUGCCUGCAGUGCAUGGAGGGAUACGUCCUGCAGGAUGGCAUUUGUGUGCCGGGUUGCUCACCGGGAUUCUACCAGGAUGCAGAGAGAUGUCUGAGCUGUGAAGAGCACUGUGAGCAGUGCCAGGCUCAUGGUCAGUGCCAGCGGUGCCAGUUGCCGUAUGCCUCAUUUAACGGACAUUGUGUGCUGGAAUGCAGAAAGCACUAUUUUCUAGAUGACUCGACUCGACAGUGCACCGCAUGCUCAGCUGGUUGUGUGGAGUGUGUGAGUGCAGGCGAGUGUCGCGUCUGUGCUGAAAACACCUUCCUGAAGGAUGGCAGAUGCAUCCCAGACUGUGGUCAUGGAUAUUAUGCUGACCUAAAAACAAGAGCUUGUCAUGCAAAUAGUCGUGCUCCUUCUCUUUACAUCAAUGGCUCUCUGCUGGUUCCUAUUGGUGGAGUUAAGCCUCUGGAUCCAGCACUCCUGUCAAUUAAGGAUGCAGAUAGCCAAUCAGAGAGCAUGUUGCUUCAGCUCCUUCAGCCGCCCAGUAAUGGCCACCUCAGGCUGCUGGAGAAUGACAGAGAGAGAUCGCUGGGCAAAGAUGACACUUUCACCUAUACUCAGCUCAAACGCAGAGCGGUGCGCUUCAUUCACGACAAAGAGCAGACCAAAAGUGGGCAGUUCACGUUAAGGGCAGCAGAUCCUCAACUGUUCUCUCAGCCUCAGACUGUUACUGUGCAGGCUCUCUCUCAGCAGCCACCCACUGUAAUCACCAACCAAAUCCUGUACAUUAACUCUGGCGAGACAGCCGUCAUCAGCAGAUCUAUUCUACACAUCAGCGACCUUGACAAUCCUCAGGACGUGUUCAUCACGGUUCUGGAUCCACCUCAGCACGGUCGCCUGACAUACAUGCACAGUGAUACGCAGGUCACCCAUUUUAAACUGGAAGAGCUAGAUGGCGAGCAGCUGCAGUAUGUUCAUGAUCGUUCAGAUGGAGACCAGGACAGACUUCUGCUGCAGGUCAAUGACGGACACAGCUACCAGAACGUCCUGUUCCACAUCAGCAUUGAACAGAAGGUUGGAUUGACUCCGCACCUGCGUUCAGUGCCCAAAACUUGGGUGAAGGAGGGAGGAAUGGUGCAGCUUUCUAAAAAGUGUCUCAAUGCUCAAUUCAAAGGAGCCAGUGACUCUGAGAUCCUGUACAGCAUCCAUUCUGAGAGCGGACAGCCCAAAUACGGAGAGAUUGUGCUGGUGUCUAUGCCCGCUGACGGUCCUGUGGAAGCGUGGCAAGCCUUUUCUGAUGGUCAAGACUCUACACCCACCAGCUCAUUUACACAGCAAGAUGUAAAUGAAGGCACUGUCUGGUACCGACAUUAUGGAUCUGGAACACAGAGAGACACUUUUCAGUUUCAGGUUUCAAGUGAGAUCUAUCCAGAGACUCUGAGCGAUACACAGACCUUCACUAUAGGAGUGAUGCCUCAGAGCCCUGGCAUGCCUCAGCUUUCACCUGGAGUCGAUCUGCAGAUCACUGCGCUGGAAGAUCGCGUGACUGUGAUCUCUCCAUCUGCUCUCUCCUUCACUGACUCUGAGACACCCAGCGACAAGCUUGUCUACAACAUCACCAAAGCGCUCACCUCAGGCCACGGUGUGCUGGAGCACAAGGACAGACCUUAUCAUCAUGUGCGUCUCUUCACCCAGGCUGACGUAGAUUCUGGCAAAAUUAUCUACAGACCCCCACAGGCCCCAUCUCAUCUUCAGGAGCUUUAUCAAUACUCAUUUACAGGUCUGCCAGAAUCAGUGAGCGUCCAUUUCACAGUGUCUGGUGGAGAACACACCACCCCAGAGAUGGACUUUGCCAUCCUGCUUUUGGUCAAUCAUCAGCAGCCACCAGUCUUUCAGAUCCUGGACCCAGUGCUGGAGGUCAGCCUUGGCGGCAGGGCACCAGUGGGUGUGCAACAGUUGGCAGUAACAGAUUCAGACACGGCCCCUGAAGAGCUGGAGUUUGAGGUGGUGGAGGGACCACUACAUGGGACGCUCCUGAAAGUGGACCUUGGAUCCCAGGUCCAGAUGGUCAAUGGGGACACCUUUACCUCCAGUGAUGUCACCAGAAACAUCCUGCAGUAUGAACAUGCAGGGCUCACCACUGAAGAGGACUCCAUGACCUUCUCAGUGACUGACGGGAUCUCUAUGACCUCCAUCGCGGUGCAGGUUUUGGUGUCAGAGGUCAAAGGCGACGCACCCAAGCGUGACCCAAAGGCUUUUCUUUCCAUGGAAGUUGCAGAGAAGAGCAGCAGCAUCAUUAGACGUUCACAUUUAGCUUAUAUGGAUGAUGCAUCUCCAGAUGAGAGGAUUUUUGUGCAGUUAGUCUCUGUGCCAAUGUAUGGGAUCCUUACAAAAAAUAAAGCUGGAGCAGACUAUGAGGAGCUUAGUGAAUAUUCUUCCUUUACAAUGGAGGACAUCAACAACCACAAAAUAAGGUAUGUUACGUCCUUUGAAACUGGGAACCAGCCUGUGACUGACAUUUUCCACUUCGUCGUCUAUGAUGGUGAUAACAAUCGUCUGGAAAACCAGAUGUUCACUAUCACUAUCACCACUACCCAGAGGCAGCCACCUGUUGUCAGCGUCCGCAGUGGCAUUAAAGUUCAGGAAGGUGGGAGAGUCCAGCUCUCAACCAAUCACAUUAUUGCAUCUGACCCAGACACACCCAGAAAGGACCUGCUGGUUUGGCUGAUCAGACCACCUAAAUUUGGCUUCAUUGAGAACACAAAGCAAGCAGUGGUUGGUGAAUCUCGCGUGAUCAGCACUGAUGUCCCCUUCACUAUUGAAGACCUCAAUUCAGACCAUAUCUUCUACGUGCAAAACAUUCGCCAAUCCAAUAUUCGACAGGAUGUCUUCAGCUUUUAUAUCAGUGAUGGAUCAAGUCAAACUGAGGCUUUUGAUGUCACUAUAGAUAUUCAGCACACCAAAGAGGACCUAGUUCCAAUUAUCUCUGUAAAUAGCAUCCACGUGGAGGAGAACUCUGGUGUGGUCAUUACCAACUCCUCCCUUAACGUACUGGACCGGGACACGCCAGAGAAUGAGCUUUUGCUUACCAUCAUCAAGAAGCCUUCAUACGGGAAGAUACGCAGAAGGCAGUUUUACUCAGACCCUUUAGAGAAUGGCAGGAUUCUUCAGCAGGGAUCCACCUUCACCUACCAGGACAUUCUUGAUGAGCUGCUGGUCUACACUCCAGACGGACGUGGCUCUGGGACUGAUGAGAUCCAGUUUUCAGUAACAGACGGCAUAUACACGGAGACGGGCCGUCUGGAGUUCAGUAUGGAUAUUAGGAAGAAAGAAGGCCCUAGAGUAACAAUCAACAGAGGACUGCAGCUCGCAGCAGGUUCUUCAUCUAAAAUCACGGAGCAGCAUCUGAAAGGAACGGACAUAGAUUCAGAUAACCUAAAGCUGAGGUUCACCCUCAUCAAAGACCUAAGUGUGGGCUCCCUGAUGCUGAAAACAGGCAGAAACAAGGCUCGCGUAUCCGUGAAAGGACCCGUCACCAGCUUCACCCAGGAUGACAUCAACAAAGGACAUGUGGAAUACAUUCAUGAAAAAGGAGAGAGCGGAGGAAGCUUCUCUUUUAAGUUCAACCUAGAAGAUCCUGAGGGAAACAGAGUCAUUGACCAGUCUUUCUUCAUUAGUGUUCUGGAGGACAGACUUCCUCCCACAGUGGUGGUUAAUAAGGGUUUAGUUUUGGAUGAGAACUCCUUGAAGAAGAUCACAACUCUGCAGCUCUCCUCUACUGAUCAGGAUAGUGAACCCGAUGAACUCGUUUACCGAAUCACUAAACAGCCCCAGCUUGGUCAUCUAGAACAUUCUAACAAACCAGGAACACGGAUCAGCUCGUUUACCCAGGCUGACCUGGCCUCUCGCAGCAUUCAGUAUGUGCACACCAGUGAAGACGAGAUUCACUCCGAUGACUUCACCUUCACUGUAUCUGAUGGAGGAAACGAGGUCUCACAGACGUUCUACAUCACCAUCCGGCCGGUGGACGAUGCUCUGCCUGUGUUGCAGGUGCCCGGCAUGAGGGUGCAGGAGGGCGUGAGGAAGACCAUCACUGAGUUUGAGCUCAAGGCCACCGAUGCUGACACUGAGGAGGACUCUGUCACUUUCACCAUUGUUCAGGCACCUCGUCAUGGGACCAUCGAGCGCACCAGUAAUGGUCAGCAUUAUCGUCAGACAAACACCUUCACUAUGGACGACGUCUACCAGAACCGCAUCAGUUACAACCAUGAUGGCAGUAACUCCCUCAAAGAUCGAUUCACCUUCACUGUCGGUGACGGCACCAACAUGUUCUUCAUCAUCGAGGAGGGUGGAAAAGAGGUUGUCACUGCUGCUCCUCAAAAGUUUAAAAUUGACAUUUUACCUGUUGAUGACGGGACCCCUCGUAUUGUUACCAACCUGGGCCUGCAGUGGCUGGAGUACAUGGAAAAUAAGGCCACUAAUCUGAUCUCCAAGAAGGAGCUUUUCACUAUCGAUCCAGACACAGAUGAUGGACAGCUGACUUAUGAAAUCACUACAGAAGCUAAGCACGGCUACCUGGAGAGUAAACUCAAUCCUGGCAAACCUAUCACCUCUUUCACACAAGCUGACAUAAACCUUGGCCUUAUCCGAUACGUUCUAAGCGAGGACAAUGUUCAGGAGACCAUGGACAACUUCAAGUUCCUUGUAAAGGACAGCAAACCUAACAUCGUCAGUGACAAUGUGUUCCACAUCCAGUGGUCUCUGAUCAGCUUUGAACACAAGAGUUUUAACGUGAGUGAGAAGGAUGGAACGGUGGCGGUCACAGUGAAGAGGACUGGUAAUCUGAACCAGUAUGCUAUUGUGCUGUGUCGAACUGAGCAGGGCACUGCCACCUCCACCUCCAGCAUGGGCUCUCGGGCCGGACAGCAGGAUUAUGUUGAAUACGCCGGACAGGUUCAGUUUGAUGAGAGAGAAGACACCAAGGUGUGCACCAUUGUGAUCAACGAUGACCAGGUGUUUGAGAACAUCGAGAGCUUUAAUGUGGAGCUGAGUAUGCCGGUGUAUGCCCUCCUGGGCUCAGUGACCCGAGCUAAAGUCAAUAUCAAUGACACGGAGGAUGAGCCCACUUUGCAGUUUGAUAAGAAAACCUACCACGUCAAUGAGAGCACUGGUUUCAUAUUUGCUCCUGUUGAGAGAAAAGGUGACACCAGCAGCACAGUUUCUGCCCUGUGCUACACUGUGCCUAAAUCAGCUCGGGGCAGCAGUCUUCACGCUCUCGAGUCCGGCUCAGACUACAAGACCCGUGGCAUGAGUGGCGACAACAGACUCAUCUUUGGUCCAGGAGUGAGCAUGUCCACCUGUGACGUCAAGCUGAUCGAUGACAGCGAGUAUGAACUCUCUGAGGAGUUUGAGCUGGUGCUGUCAGACGCCUCAGAUAAUGCAAGGAUGGGCGACGUCACUGUGGCCAAAGUCAUCAUCGACGGGCCCAACGACGCCUCUACUGUGUUUCUGGGAAACGCAUCAUACACCUUCAGUGAAGAUGCAGGCACCAUUGAAAUCCCUGUUCUGCGGCAGGGCAGUGAUCUUUCAUCAGUCACCUCAGUGUGGUGCGCCACACGUCCUGCAGAACAAGAUUCAGCCACGCCUGGAGUCGACUACAUCCCCAGCUCCAAAAAAGUAGAGUUCAAACCAGGCAAGACCGAGGAGACAUGCAGUUUGACCAUAAUGGAUGACAUCCAGAACCCAACAAUAGAAGGGAAAGAAUCCUUCAUUGUGUUUCUUAGCUCUGCUAAUGGAGCGGUCCUGACUGAACCCUAUGAAGCCUCUGUCUACAUCACUGACACCACUCAAGACAUCCCAAGCAUGCAGUUUGACAAGCUGGCAUAUACAGUAAAGGAAAAAGAUGGCGUCCUGCACAUCCCUAUUUUUAGGACAGGAGAUCUGUCCUAUAAGUCUUCUGUCCGCUGUUUCACCCGCACAAUGUCUGCAAUGGUUAUGGAUGACUUUGAGGAGAGGAGAAAUGCAGAUGAUUCGAGAAUCACCUUUCAGAAAGGGGAGAAGGUGAAGAAUUGUACAGUACUGAUCCAGGAUGACUCCGUGUUUGAGCCUGAAGAGGAGUUCCAGGUCCACCUUGGAAGCCCACAGGGUGACCAUUGGAUUGGAGCCAUGAUUGGAGUCAACGACAUUGUGACUGUGACCAUCACAAAUGAUGAAGAUGCACCUACGAUCGAGUUUGAACAAGCCACAUAUCAAGUUCGUGAGCCACCUGGUCCCGAUGGCAUUGAGGUUUUGAAUAUCAAGGUAAUUCGUAAAGGAGACCUCGACCGCACCUCCAAAAUUCGAUGCAGCACGAGGGAUGGAUCGGCCCAGUCAGGUGUGGACUAUAACCCAAAGAGUCGAGUGCUGAAGUACAGCCCUGGUGUGGACCACAUCAUGUUUAAGGUGGAGAUUCUGUCCAAUGAGGACAGAGAGUGGCAUGAGUCUUUCUCUUUGGUCCUUGGUCCUGACGACCCAGUUGAAGCUGUUCUUGGAGAGAUCAUCAUUGCAACAGUCACUAUUCUGGAUCAGGAGGCUGCAGGAAGUCUUAUCCUUCCGGCUCCACCCAUUGUGGUGUCUCUAUCAGAUUAUGACUACGUUCAGGAGGUCACUAAAGAGGGCAGCAAGAAGUCUCCGUCUCCUGGAUAUCCGCUGGUCUGUGUGACCCCCUGUGACCCCCACUACCCCAAAUACUCCGUCAUGAAGGAGCGCUGUGAGGAGGCAGGCAUCAACCAGACUUCUCUACACUUCAGCUGGGAGGUGGCAACUCCUACAGACACCAGCGGAGCAAGAUCUCCCUUCGAGACUGUGACCGACAACACACCCUACACCACAAUCAACCACAUGGUCCUGGACAGCAUUUAUUUCAGCAGGCGCUUCCAUGUGCGCUGUGUAGCCCAAGCCAGAGAUAAAGCCGGACACCUGGGAACUCCACUGAGGAGCAACAUUGUCACCAUUGGCACUGAGGGAUCAAUAUGCCACACUCCAGUCACCACAGGGACCGCUCGAGGCUUCCAAGCCCAGUCCUUUAUCGCCACUCUAAAAUACCUGGAUGUCAAACACAAAGAGCAUCCAAACAGGAUCCACAUUUCAGUUCAGAUUCCCCAUCAGGAUGGGAUGCUUCCACUGGUGUCCACCAUGCCUCUGCAUAACCUGCACUUCCUGCUCUCUGAGUCCAUUUACCGUCAGCAACACGUCUGCUCCAACCUGGUCACACUUAAAGACCUGCAGGGUAUCUCUGAGACCGGCUUCUUGGAUGACGUGUCAUAUGACAGCAUAUCCCUGGGUCCUGGAUAUGACCGGCCAUAUCAGUUCAACCCCAAUGUUCGAGAACCCAGAACCAUACAGCUGUACAAGCAUCUCAAUCUGAAGAGCUGCAUCUGGACAUUCGAUGCUUAUUAUGACAUGACGGAGCUUAUCGAUGUUUGCGGAGGAUCAGUAACUGCCGACUUUCAGGUCAGAGACUCGGCUCAGUCCUUCCUGACAGUCCAGGUUCCGCUCUAUGUGUCCUACAUCUACGUGACGGCUCCUCGUGGAUGGGCGUCUCUGGAGCACCACACAGAAAUGGAGUUCUCCUUCUUCUACGACACUGUCUUAUGGAGAACAGGCAUUCAGACAGACAGCGUGCUUUCGGCCAGAUUACAGAUCAUUCGGAUCUUCAUUAAGGAUGACGGACGACUGGUGAUUGAGUUUAAAACCCACGCCAAGUUCAGAGGUCAGUUUGUCCCAGAGCAUCACACCCUCCCCGGACAGAAGUCUCAUCUGAUGGCUCCAGAUCACUUAGGAGGCAUGGAGUUCGACCUACAGCUGGUGUGGAGCGCACAGUCUUUUGAUUCACCCUAUCAGCUCUGGAGAGCCACAAGCUCCUACAGCAGGAAAGACUAUUCAGGGGAGUACACCGUCUUCCUCAUUCCCUGCACGGUACAGCCAACACAGGCAUGGGUGGACUCUGGGGACAAGCCUCUAUCCUGCACAGCACAUGCACCAGAGAAAUUCCUGCUGCCCAUCGCCUUCCAGCAGACCAACCGCCCUGUCCCUGUUGUCUACUCUCUGAAUACUGAGUUCCAGCUUUGUAAUAAUGAGAAAGUUUUUCUAAUGGAUCCUGCUCUCGCAGACAUGUCUGUGGCUGAGAUGGAUUACAAAGGAGCCUUUUCAAUGGGUCAAACCCUGUAUGGCAGAGUCCUGUGGAAUCCUGACCAGAACCUGAAUUCAGCCUACAAGCUGCAGCUGGAGAAAGUGUAUUUGUGUACGGGACGGGAUGGAUAUGUUCCCUUCUUUGACCCUACAGGCACACUGUAUAAUGAGGGCCCUCAGUAUGGCUGCAUUCAACCAAACAAGCACCUUAAACACAGGUUCUUACUUCUGGACCGAAAGCAGCCUGAUGUAUGUGAUCGCUACUUCCAUGAUGUUCCCUUUGAGGCCAGCUUUGCAUCUGACAUUCCUGACCUCCUGUCUUUGUCUGCGAUGCCCGGUGUAGACGGAUUCACAAUGAAGGUUGAUGCCCUUUAUAAGGUUGAAGCAGGGCACCAAUGGUACCUCCAGGUCAUCUACGUUAUUGGACCCGAGUCUAUUUCGUCUCCCAGAAUCCAGCGCUCAGUGACUUAUGAGCUGAAGCGAAGCCGCCGAGAUCUAGUAGACCGAUCAGGUCGCCUAAUGCUUGAUGAAUCAUUGAUCUACGACAAUGAAGGUGACCAGGUAAAGAAUGGCACCAACAUGAAGACCUUGAAGCUUGAGAUGGAACCAUCAGGCACCUUCAACCCCCAAAUGGGAGGAUCCAUUGGGGGUGGCGUGGCAGCCAUCCUCCUGCUUUUCUUAGUCCUUCUAGCGUUCUGUUUCAUGGUCAGGAAGUGCCGCAGGGUUGUCAAAAAGAGGCCUUCAAAGACGGUGGAGGAUUAUCCUCUGAACACAAAGGUGGAGGUCUGCAUUGAACGUCUGGAGAAAAACCUCAACAGCAAGCACUGCUCUGUAAGAAACAUCAACGUUCUCAACAAGAACCCCGACACCUACAAAGUCAAUGGGGUGAAAGUCAAACAGGUCAAUCUGGAGGUCAAACUCCACAACAAUCUAAAUGACGGCACUGAAGUCUGACCUUCUAGAGUAUUUAAUGAGAAAAAGAAACAUUUUCUAUGACUAUUUGUAAUAAUGACAUAUGUUUAAUGUAUUUUUGUAUGACCACGAGGACAAAAGGGAAAGUACGCUUGCCAGCUAUGCAGUGUAAAUCAUUUCACAACUGAGCUACCUCAAACACAUAACGGUGUCAUCAGAUCUUAUUUUCUUCCGAUCUCAGUUUGGAAUCAUCACUCUGUAUAUGAGAAUUGUUCAACAGCUCAGUGGUAGCUCAGCCACUUGGAGAGUUUGUAUCGCUGCGCCUGCUAUUUUAUCAUAUCUGUAAACUAAAAGCACAUGAAAGUAUUAAAGGAAGGAUGAGUGCCAACGCUUUGGACCGGAUGAGUGAUGUAAAUACGUUUAUUAAGUGCAAUUAUCGGAUGACAUGGUCGUCCCUGUAUUUUGAUCUGGUUUCGAUGCUCUGCCUCAUCGUGUACUUUACUUUUGGCCUGAUCACCGGUGUGCCAUGCUGAUAUAUUUGUCAAGUGCGAUUUAUUUAAUUCCAAAUCCGAAUAACUGCCCAAAGUGAUGCAUUUAAUUCGUGUAAACUGUCAGUACAUGCGGACGAGAAACCGAUGUGUUUUGAUGAACUGUAUGACUCUAUAGAUAUGAUAACCACUAUUGAUUUCCUGUCAGUCUGCUGUAGCAACACUGGACAACAAAAUGUUUCUUUGUUUUGUUUUGUUUUGUUUAUAUUACUGCUGUCUGUGCUGAUAUAACCAAACACUACCAAAUAUCUUCACACGGAUUGUUUGAGGUUAUCCACCUUAUGCUAUACUUUAUACUGCAUUAUUUAGUCUUGUAUUAUCGUCGCAUCAUGUAUUAAGGCUUGUGUAUUUGAUUUUGUUCUUUCUAUUCUUUGCUAAAUGUUUAUUAAUGUUGUAAGUUGUCACAUGACACAUGGUGCUGGUUUGCUCAAGAAAAUUCAGAAAACCCACCUGGGUGUAGUGUGGGAAUGCUAUAAUUAUUAUUUUACAGUUGGUCAAUUCUCUCUUUUACUCUUGCCUCUUUUUUUCUUUAUUUGGAAUUUAAUUUUUCAAGUGUCAAAGUGAGUGCCUAUCAAACAGGAACAUUUUGGUGAUUUCAGUUUUUGGUGCUAUCAUUUAUGGUAAAUUAAUCAACAUGAUGCCUGUUCUUGUGCCUUUUUAACAAUAAAAUAAAUGAAAAUGAAUUAAAAUGUU